AUGACAACUGGUACCCCGAAAGGAUUCCUGCAUCCGGACUUGGAAGAGGCCCAAAACUCCCUCACGGCCUCCGGAUUCGACUUGAAGAAGAAGGAGGAUCUUGCGGCUGCUCGGGAAAUGGCGAAUUUCAAAGUGGAAACCGUGAUGAAGGGUCGAGAGGGGACGAUUUCGUAUGAGGACCUGGACGUUCCAGGGCCCGCGGGACCGUUGAGAGCCACGGUCUUACGAUCUAAGAAACACUCCGCUACGCCGGCGGCCGACACCCCGGGUAUCCUUUACAUCCACGGGGGCGCCCACCUAUACGGGAAUCGCUUCUUCGGACUGAACGGUGUUCUCGACUGGGUCGAGUCCCUGGGCGCCAUGGUCGUGUCGGCUGAAUACCGUCUCUCUCCUGAGAAUCCGCAACCGGCUCAAAUCAACGACACCUUCGCCACCCUGACCUGGAUGAGCGAACAUGCCAACGACCUGGGAUUCAACCCGCGCAAACUGAUCGUGAGCGGUGGCUCGGCAGGCGGCAAUCUCGCGGCGGGAGUCACCCUCAUGGCACGCGAUCAAUCCGGGCCGGAGAUCGUCGGCCUGAUCCUCACGUAUCCAUGGGUCGGGGAAAAUACCGAGACUUCGUCCAUGUUGGAAUAUGGUAACCUCCAGCCGUGGGCCAGAGAGAACACGAUCGACGCCCUCAAUUUCGCCCUGGGUGAGAACCGUGAAAAUGCCACAAUCUACACCGUCCCCUCGCGCUCCGAAGACCUCACCGGCUUGCCGCCCACGUUCAUCGAUGUGGGCACGGCGGAUUUGCUCCGCGAUGAAGAUGUGGAUUUUGCCACGGCCCUCUGGAAAGCUGGUGGGCAGGUGGAGUUUCAUGUGUGGCCUGGUGCCUGGCAUGGCUUUGAUGUAUUUGUACCGGACGCUCCCAUUAGUCGUCGGGCCAUAGCGACUCGGUUAGAAUGGUUGCAGAAUCUGAUCAACAACUCCUAG
Molecule: messenger RNA, 975 nt
Organism: Aspergillus tanneri
Lineage: Eukaryota; Fungi; Ascomycota; Eurotiomycetes; Eurotiales; Aspergillaceae
Product: alpha/beta hydrolase
Exons: 1
Coding region: 1-975 (324 amino acids)
Molecular function (GO): hydrolase activity
Source: RefSeq, a predicted model, not a curated record